AUGUCGCUAAAGGCUUCCGAUUCUUCAGCCCACAAACGGCUCGCGGCUUCAGGGCUUUCGCACAUGGAUAACCUUCCUGAUGAGAUCGUCACAUGCAUACUGGAGAAGGUUGUCGCUGACGCCAACACUUCCGCUGACGUCAUCAACGUCCUCCUCACGUCGCGUCGCAUGUGCGAGCUCGGCACGCAGGCUCAAGUGCUAAAAAAAGUGUCGCCUCUCGCGCUCGCAAUGCGGGCACGGUCGCUUUGCGAAGGGUCGCACAGGUUCUUGCAAAAGUGCACGAUUUCCGGCAACACAGAUGCCUGCUACAUUCUCGGCAUGAUUAAGUUCUACUGCCUUGGGGAUCACCAGCAGGGAGCCACGCUAUUGGCCAAGGCGGCGCUCGCGGCGCACCCGCACGCGCUGCACUCUCUCGCCAUCAUCCACUUCAACGGCAGCGGCGGCACGCGCCACGACCGCGACCUGGUCGCGGGAGUUCUGCUCUGCGCGCGCGCCGCGGCCGUGGGACACGUGGAGGCGCUGCGGGAGCUGGGGCACUGCCUGCAGGACGGGUACGGCGUGCAGCGGGAUAUUCCCGAGGGCCGCCGGAUGCUGCAGGAGGCGAACGUUCGCGAGGCUGCGCGCGCGCUCGCCUGCUCCGUGGCGGUGCCACGGUGUGCUGUUCCGUCAGUAGCCCCGCGUGACGCGGUUUCGCAAUGCGGGAUGACUGGGGCGAGCGGGGCGACUGUUUGCAAUCACGUGCAGGCAUCACCCGCCGCUCUCCCUGUGGCUUCAGCUGGUGUUGACACUCCUGGCUCAAAUGGCAACGUUGCAGUGCGUGUGAAAGAGGGUAGCGGGAAGGGCGAGGUGCAAGUUCCGACAGCUCGUGUGCUGACGCGUGCCGCUGCAGUUUCAAGCGCGUUUGCACGCGAGCACGCUAACACGACUGGAUCCUGGAACCAAGAAAGAAAUAGUGUUGCUCGCGGUGUGUCUAACGCGGCGCAUCAAGAGGAGGUCAUACCACACCGCGUUUCCUCCGGUUCGAGAGUCGACUUGAGCGCGCUGCAGAGCUUGGGGAGCAGUGAUAGCAUGGCAAGAGCGGAGGGUGAUGCGCAGCUGCUGCUGCAGUCUGGGUUGCAGCAGCCGCAGAAUCAGCAGCCUGAUCGUCAGUCCCAGCACGGGCAUCAUUCAGGUGCCCAGCAUUUGGCAGCACAAGCUCCUGGAAGCAUUACUCAAGCCCCUGCUGGUACAGAUGCAAACGGAGCUUUGCCCUUCACAGAGAGACCUCCUGUAGCUGAAUGCACGGCGCAUAGUGGGCCUCGCCGCUGCUGCUGCCUGCCGCAUGUUACCCUGCCGCUGUCCUGGUGGCAUGUGGCCGUGCAUAAGUUCCUGGUGGAUUGGCAUACGCUCGUGCCGCUCCCUGAGGGGUUCAGAGUGUGCUGCAAUGAGCUGUGUGGGCGAUCAGAGACGAGGAAGCAGGAGUUCCGGUGCUGCUCUGCGUGUGGUGAGGCUAAAUAUUGCAGCCGCGUGUGCCAGGCGGUGGACUGGAAGGCCCAGCAUAAGGUGGUGUGUCCACUGAUUGCUGCUAGGGUGCAGCAGGAGCAGGAAGUAGCGGCACGGAUGGAUUUGCUAAGACAGCAGGCACAGGCCCAGCAGCAAGAGAAUCAGCAUCGGGCUCAGCAGCAUGAUUUCCCAGUGCAAGCGGACCAGCACCAGCCUCAGCAGUAUGAUUACCCAGUGCAACCGGAUCAGCACCAACAACUGGAUCAACAUCAGCCGCAGCAGCAGCAAAAUAACGUCCAGGGUGAUCAACAGGAAGUACAUUAG
Closterium sp. Yama58-4 is the source of this 1806-nucleotide messenger RNA. The record is from the annotation of a GenBank genome assembly. NCBI's taxonomy places the organism in Eukaryota, Viridiplantae, Streptophyta, Zygnematophyceae, Desmidiales, Closteriaceae.